Messenger RNA from Pseudopodoces humilis (Tibetan ground-tit), 1595 nucleotides. It is a transcript of the gene E2F1, whose product is annotated as E2F transcription factor 1. Gene Ontology annotation, cellular component: Rb-E2F complex. NCBI's taxonomy places the organism in Eukaryota, Metazoa, Chordata, Aves, Passeriformes, Paridae. Gene Ontology annotation, molecular function: protein dimerization activity; RNA polymerase II cis-regulatory region sequence-specific DNA binding; DNA-binding transcription factor activity, RNA polymerase II-specific. The record is from RefSeq and is a predicted model, not a curated record. Gene Ontology annotation, biological process: regulation of transcription by RNA polymerase II.
AUGGCGGCGGCGGGCGGCGCGGCGGGGCUGGCGGCGCUGCUUGGCAGCGCCUCCCCGCACCUCCUGAUCGUCUCCGCCGCCGCCGAGGAGCCGACGGGCGGCGGCCACCCCGAUUCCGACCUCCUGCUCUUCGCCACGCCGCAGCCCGCCCGCCCCGGUGCCGCGCCCAGACGGCCCGCGCUGGGCCGCCCGCCGGUCAAGAGGAAGCUGAACUUGGAGACGGAUCACCAGUACAUAGCGGAGAGUUUGCCAGUGAGCCGGGGCAAGGCCAGGAACCCUGCUAAAGGGGCAAAGUCUCCUGGAGAGAAAUCCCGCUAUGAAACCUCCCUGAACCUCACCACCAAGCGCUUCCUGGAGCUGCUGAGCCAGUCCCCAGAUGGUGUGGUGGAUCUCAACUGGGCGGCCGAGGUCCUGAAGGUGCAGAAGAGGCGUAUCUACGACAUCACCAAUGUCCUGGAGGGCAUACAGCUCAUCACCAAGAAGUCCAAGAACCACAUCCAGUGGCUGGGCAGCCAGGCCACGGUGGGAGCGCCAGGCCAGCACCGGCUGCUGGAGAAGGAGCUGCGGGAGCUGCAGGCGGCCGAGCGGCAGCUGGAUGACCUCAUCCAGAUGUGCACGGUGCAGCUGCGCCUGCUCACCGAGGACCCCGCCAACCAGCACGCAGCCUAUGUGACCUGCCAGGACCUCCGCAGCAUUGUGGACCCCGCGGAGCAAAUGGUGAUGGUUAUCAAAGCCCCCCCAGAGACCCAGCUGCAGGUCUCAGAUGCAGCGGAGGCGUUCCAGGUCUCCGUGCGAAGCACUCAGGGCCCCAUUGACGUGUUCCUCUGCCCCGAGGACAGCUCGGGGGUCUGCAGCCCCGUCAAGAGCCCCUUCAAAGCCCCUGCAGAGGACUCUUCUCCCAGCCAUUCACAGCCCAGAGCCUCCCUGCUCCUGCAUCCCGCCCAGGAUGUGAACAUGCCGCUGCUGCCCGGAGAGCAAGAAGCGCUGCUGCCAGGGCCAAGUGUGCUGCCUGGCAAGAGCCCGGAGGAGGAGGUGAGCCUGUCUCCACUGGCCUCCAUGGACAUCCUGCUGGAGCAGAGCAGGGAGGACUUGGCGGGUUUCUUGGCCGAUGAGUUCAUCAAUCUGUCGCCGCCGCAGGCGCAGGACUAUCACUUUGGGCUGGAGGAGGGCGAGGGCAUCAGCGAGCUCUUCGACUGCAACUUUGGGGACUUCACCCCCUUGGACUUCUGAAGCUGUGCCCGCCCUGGUGCUUGGGGGAGCUGCCAGGGGAGGGGGCAGCCCUGGCAGGGCAGGGCAGCCCCUCAGGCUCCAGCGCCCGCUGUUCCUCCCCCAUCCCUUUUUGCAAUAUUUUCUCCUUAUCCCUCCAUCCCCCCCAGCCUGGUGGGGGCCGGUGGCAUCCUCAGCUCCAGCCCCACAAGGAGGAUGCCAGGGUGGGGUUCCCAUCUUGGGAGACCCCCCCCACAGGGCCCUGAUCAGGGGAAACUGCCCAGGGCAGAGCCUCUGCCCCCCAGGAGCCCAUUCCAGAGCUUUAAGCAGUCCUGUGUAUAGAUUAAUGAUUUGAUUAAUUUAUUAUUGUCCCCUGGGGACAGCGUUUC